AUGACUACGGCCAUGGAUCACAGGGAAUGGCGCCGCCUUCAAGCUACUGUCAGUACUCCGUCGCCACUCGGCGCCGUGCAGUACAGAGAGCUAAUCCACUCCCUAGCCACCCCAGUGCAAGCUGCUCCAACUCCAAUCAUGGUGGACACCGAGCAAGGCCAAGCCAUGGCUAUCGUCGCCGCCAGCAGAAGCAGGUGCUACCACCUCAUCACUCCGGCGCAGGCGGCUUGCUAUUGCUACUACCGCGUCGGCGGGCGCUUGGGACCGGCGCCGCGCGUGAUGAAGCCGUACCGCGGUCUGGGCGCGCCGGUACCCUCGAUGACGACGAAGCUGUACCGCGGCGUGCGUCAGCGGCACUGGGGCAAGUGGGUGGCGGAGAUCAGGCUGCCGCGCAACCGGACGCGCCUGUGGCUCGGCACGUACGACACCGCCGAGGAGGCCGCGCUUGCCUACGACGGCGCCGCGUUCCGGCUGCGCGGUGAUGCCGCCCGCCUCAACUUCCCGGAGCUCCGGCUAGGCGGUAGGCACCUCGCGCCGCCGCUCCACCCGACCGUCGACGCCAAGCUCCAAGCCGUGACAUCCGCGCCGGCGACCGCCUCGCCACGACCCGAGAGCCCGGAUAUCAAGAACGAGCAAGGCUGCGGCUCUGGCUCGGAGGCCUCGACGACCACCAUGGCAACGACCGACGGCGCAGGCCUCCCUCCAUCGUCCACCGGGUCGUCGUCGUUGGCCGCUAAGGCGACGCCACUGCCGGAUAUGCAGGAGCUGGACUUCUCGGAGGCGCCGUGGGAUGAGGCUGACGGCGUCGCGCUCUGCAUGUACCCGUCGUUGGAAAUCGACUGGGACGACAUCCUCUCAUGA
Miscanthus lutarioriparius is the source of this 861-nucleotide messenger RNA. The record is from the annotation of a GenBank genome assembly. NCBI's taxonomy places the organism in Eukaryota, Viridiplantae, Streptophyta, Magnoliopsida, Poales, Poaceae.